This is a messenger RNA of Pleuronectes platessa (European plaice), 1324 nucleotides long. RefSeq names its product trans-2,3-enoyl-CoA reductase-like 2a (gene tecrl2a). The transcript is spliced from 13 exons. The record is from RefSeq and is a predicted model, not a curated record. Lineage: Eukaryota; Metazoa; Chordata; Actinopteri; Pleuronectiformes; Pleuronectidae. Gene Ontology annotation, molecular function: oxidoreductase activity, acting on the CH-CH group of donors. Gene Ontology annotation, biological process: very long-chain fatty acid biosynthetic process.
AUGAGCCGGACCACCUUCUUUGAGGUGGAGGUCCUGGAUGCCAAGACAAGAGAGCAGCUUUGUUUUUUAGAUAAGGUGGAGCCCCACUCAACAAUAGGGGACAUCAAGAGCCUUUUUCACAAAUCAUAUCCUCACUUGUAUCCAGCAAGGCAGGCUCUGAAGCUUGAUCCUAAGGGAAAAUUAUUGAGGGAGGAGGAAAUCUUACAGAAUCUACCUGUUGGGACCACUGCCACCAUGUACUUCAGAGAUCUGGGUCCACAGUUAGGAUGGACAAUGGUGAGGAACACAACAGAAUCAAUGAACAGUAGAUGUCCAUAUAAAAUACAGUAAUAUAGUAAUGGAAUGAACACUCUGCUUCUCCUCUUCUUUUGUUCUCAGGUGUUUCUGGCAGAAUACAUCGGGCCUCUUCUCACCUACCUCCUCUUCUACUUCCGAGUACCUUACAUUUACUCACACAGUUAUGCCUUCACCUCCAGUCCCCACACAGUUGUCACACGAGCCUGUGCCUGUCACACCUUCCACUACAUGAAGAGGUUGAUAGAGACUAUCUUUGUCCACCGCUUCUCUCAUGGGACCAUGCCCCUCAGGAUAAUAGUCAGGAAUUGUGCCUAUUACUGGGGUUUCUCAGCCUGGUUGGCCUAUCAUAUCAACCACCCUCUUUAUACACCCCCAUCAUACGGUGAACUGCAGGUCAACUAUGCACUUGUCAUAUUUGUGAUGUGUGAACUGGGAAACUUCUCUAUUCACGUGACUCUGAAUAAUCUCAGGGGAGAUGGACACAGGAGCAGAAGGUACCCGAGUCCAACUAAGAACCCCUUCACUUGGCUAUUUUUCUUUGUAUCCUGUCCCAAUUACACAUAUGAGGUUGGAGCAUGGCUGAGCUUUUCCAUCAUGACGCAGUGUCUACCAGUGGCUUUUUACACAUUACUGGGCUUCAUUCAGAUGACCAUCUGGGCCAAAUGGAAGCACAAAGCCUACAGCAGGGAGUUCAAGGACUACCCCAGCCUCCGGAUGGCCAUUAUCCCCCUGAUCUUCUGACAGUGGCUGAAACAUCAUAGCAUAUAAGAGCUACAUAUUCUCUCCAUACAGGUGCCACUUACACCGAAUCUGCUGCUGCUAAAUCCAGCACUUUGCAAUUAUUAUUUUUUUUACUAAUGAAUGAAGUGAGAGGGGUGGGAAUGGGAGCAACAGUAUGGCAAUAGUAAAGCAAUAUAGUGGAGCAUUUAAAGCAGGUUACACAUAACAUUAGUUUUUUGAUUCUUUGAAUGCUCAAAGUGAUCAGGUGAAGUAAGUUAAUUGAAAUUAUCUCUCAUAAUAAAGUGCC